This is a messenger RNA of Spirodela intermedia, 627 nucleotides long. NCBI's taxonomy places the organism in Eukaryota, Viridiplantae, Streptophyta, Magnoliopsida, Alismatales, Araceae. The record is from the annotation of a GenBank genome assembly.
AUGGCACAAAACGAGCUUAAGCUUACCAUGGGCGGCGCUGCCGGUCCCGGAGGCGAGCAGCAGGAGUUCGACUACUCGCAGAGGGCGCAGUGGCUGCGCGCGGCGGUGCUGGGCGCCAACGACGGGCUCGUCUCCACGGCGUCCAUGAUGAUGGGGGUGAGCGCGGUGAGGACGGACGUCAGGUCCAUGGUCCUCACGGGCAUCGCCGGCAUGGUGGCCGGCGCGUGCAGCAUGGCGAUCGGUGAGUUCGUCUCCGUCUACUCGCAGGUGGACGUGGAGGUGGCCCAGCGGCGGAGGGACAGCGGCUCUAGGGAGGCGGCGGCGGUGGCGAAGGAGGAGGGAGACCUCCCCAGCCCCGUGCAGGCGGCUAUGGCGUCGGCGACGGCGUUCUCGGUGGGGGCACUGGUGCCGCUGCUGGCGGCCGGAUUCAUCACGAGCUACCCCGUGAGGCUCGGUGUCGCCGCCGCCGCUGUCACGGUGGCGCUGCUCGUCUUCGGCGUAACCGGCGCCAAACUUGGCGGGGUCCCCGUCGGGAGGUCGGCGGCGAGGGUCCUGAUCGGCGGCUGGUUGGCCAUGGCUGUCACCUACGCCCUGAUGAGGCUGGUCGGCGGCACGACCGGGUUUUAA